This is a messenger RNA of Micromonas pusilla CCMP1545, 1351 nucleotides long. RefSeq lists its product as uncharacterized. The record is from RefSeq and is a predicted model, not a curated record. Gene Ontology annotation, biological process: peptidyl-threonine dephosphorylation. The transcript is spliced from 5 exons. Gene Ontology annotation, molecular function: protein serine/threonine phosphatase activity. Bases 108 to 1202 code for a protein of 364 amino acids. Lineage: Eukaryota; Viridiplantae; Chlorophyta; Mamiellophyceae; Mamiellales; Mamiellaceae.
CGCGCGACGAUGUCGAUGUCGUCGAUCGCGCCCAGCGCGUCUCCGCGCAUCGCGCCGCCGUCCGCGGCGUCGUCGCGGGCGCGAACAACCCGAAGAAGAAGAAGCAGAUGCCGGGGAUGCCGGUCAAGCCGAACAAGAAGGCGAGCGGCGGCGGCAAGAAGAAGAAGAAGGGCGACGGCGACGGACUCGGCGUCGGCGGCAUGAUGAACGUCUUAGAUUCGAUAAAAAAAGGCGCGCCCGCGGUCCCGGGUCUGAGCAAGAUGAACGCGCAGCGGUACGCGUGGGGCGCCGCGGAAGCGACCGGCCCGAGGGAGUACAUGGAAGACGCGUGGGUCGUCAAAGAGACCGGCCUCGGCGGCGGGUAUUUCUUCGCGAGCGUCAUGGACGGUCACGGCGGCGCCGCGUCGAGCGCGUACCUCCGCGAGAACCUCUUCUCGCUCCUCGACGAAAAGAUCCCUAAGUUUGGCGCGGGCGAAGGCACCCCGGGUGCCGUCCCCGACGGCACCCCCGACGGCGGCUACCUCGCCAAGUCCCUCAAGACGGGCUUCGACGCCGCGGACGAGUCGCUCAUCGAUCACAUCGCGCGCCUCGGCGAGCCCGAGUGCUGGAGCGGCAGCACGUGCACGAGCGUCCUCGUCCGCGACGACCGCGUCGUCGCCGCCAACGUCGGCGACUCGCGCGCGGUGCUCAUUCGAAAGGGCAAGGCGUUGGAGUUGACCGCGGAUCAUCGACCGCUGGGGAGCUCGGUCACGGGAAGGCAGGAGAUGGAUCGGAUCACGCGCGCGGGCGGGUGGUCCGUCGGCGGACGCGUCUGCGGCAUCCUCGCGGUGUCGCGCGCCUUUGGGGAUUACGAGUUCAAGGGCGGACGGUUCGACCUCCUGAACGACCUCAGCGAGGAGCCGCUGGCGAAGAAAGCGACGCUCGCGGAGCCGCCGGUGGUGCCCACGCCGGCGGUGAAGGAGAUCGCGCGCGACGCCGAGACGGACGAGUGGCUCGUGAUCGCGUCUGACGGGCUGUGGGACACGGUUAACUCCACCGCGUGCGCGACGUUCAUCUCGCAGGAGUGCAAGAAGAACCCGGGGAUGCGCGCGGACGCCCUCGCGGACGCGCUCGUGAAGCGCGCGAUUCGGUUCCGGACGCAGGAUAACGUGUGCGUCGUCGUGGUGGACUUGCGACGGAAAGAAGCCGCGACCGCCGCGUGAUGAGCGCGACGCGCGAAGGACGGAGGGAGGGAGGGAGGAGGGAGGAGAGCGAGCGACGCGACGCGACGCGACGCGACGGAUCGACGGAGAACGAACGACGGGCGGCGCGUCGAGCGCGAGUAUUAUCAACUACACUAACAUCAGCGAAC